UUGGUGAGCUGUUUGGGCACGUGUGUCGUACAACUUUGGAUUUGUAAGCUGCAAAAUAAUGAUUACUUUUGUUAAACUCUCGCUCUGAAAUUCUUCUUUGCAUUGUUCCGUGUCUGUAUAUACUAUUUGGUAACAGAAACCGUGAGGAUUGCCAAAUCGUCCUCAAAGCCCCAACUGCUGUAAACUGCACAUACAUUGUACUUGUAAGUUGCAACCAUGAAGCAAAUCCCGUCUUGAACACCUCCGGAGCAUCAGGGGGAAAUGGCAUCCUCUUCAAGUUCGGCGACUGUUCAAGACGUCCAUGAAGAGCUGCAGGGAUUUCUAGAUGACCUUGGCCAAGUUGAGAGCGAGCUGGAUCAUGUCCGUGGGCGCAUCGAUGCCCUCGUCCAGAGACAAGAUCGUCUCUUGACCCAGAAGCAGGAACUCAAGACAAGAAUAGACCAGCUGCAGACGCUAUGCCAGAGGCUGGAGACGGAGCGAGGGGACUUCCAGAAGUCUGAUUUCCCCUGGUCGGCAGAACUGCACCGCUUGAAGAGGUCCGUCUUUGGCAUCGAGUCCUUGAGAGCGAUGCAAGAGCAGGUGAUGAACACGACGCUAUCAGGUCGAGACAGUCUCCUGGUCAUGCCGACGGGGGCAGGCAAGAGCCUGUGCUACCAGCUGCCAGCGCUCAUAUCUAAAGGCGUGACGCUGGUGGUAUCUCCCCUGGUUUCUCUCAUGGAAGACCAGGUUUUAGCUUUGGAGCAGCUUGGCAUACCAGCCGACUUACUGAACGCGAGCACACCUCCCGAUAAGCUGAAGGCAAUCAAUGCGGCCAUGUUAGACCCCAAGGCCCCUUUGCGUCUCCUCUACGUCACCCCUGAGAAGAUCGCCAAGAGCAAACGCUUCAUGGCACAGCUGCAGAAGUGCUAUACUAAGGAUAGGCUGGCUAGGAUUGCCAUCGAUGAAGUGCACUGCUGUAGUCAAUGGGGACAUGACUUCAGACCAGACUAUAAGAUGUUGGGUGUCCUCAAGAGACAAUUUCCCGAGGUACCGGUGCUUGGAUUGACUGCCACUGCCACAGCUAAUGUGCUUGAAGACGUCAAGGGCUUGCUAAACCUACACGCUUGCAUCAUACUCAGGUCCAGCUACAACAGAGCCAAUCUUCUCUAUCAGGUCCAUGCUAAACCAAGCAGUGAGGCUCGCUUCAUCGAAUUACUGGUGCAGUUACUCAAUGGACGUUACAAAGGCCAAUCAGGCAUCAUCUACUGCUUGUCCCGGAAGAACACGGAGCAGGUGGCCUUAGCCUUGCAGGGGUGUAACAUCCAGGCCGAGCCCUACCAUGCCGACCUGGAGGCCAGCUACCGCAGCGCAGUGCAUGGAAGAUGGAAGAGUGGCCUGACACAGGUCGUGAUAGCAACUAUAGCCUUUGGCAUGGGCAUUGACAAACCAGACGUACGUUUCGUCAUCCACCACUCCCUCAGCAAGUCACUGGAGAACUACUACCAGGAGAGUGGGCGGGCAGGUCGGGACGACAAGCCGGCAGAGUGCACCCUGUUCUUCCAGUCAUCGGAUGUGUUUCGUCAGAGCACUAUGGUCAUGGUGGAACAAACAGGGCUGCAGAAACUCUACGCUAUGGUGGCAUACUGCAUUGACAAGCACAGAUGUCGUCGGAGUAUCCAGGCAGAACAUUUUGACGAGAGAUUGGACGCCAAUAAACAGCUGUGCAAUGACAUGUGCGAUAACUGUAGAUACAAAGAACAAGUUCAUAAUAUGAAACUCAAUGAUUACUACAUCAGCCUGCUCCAAACACUCCAGGCUGCAACCAAGAAGACGGAACGGAUCACCCCGCUGAAACUGGUCGACAAAUGGCUAGCCAAGAAACCAAGCUACAGAUUGGAAGGUUCAAAGCGGUCACCGCUGAGUCGGGUGGACUGUGAGUUCAUCAUGUGCUACCUUCUUCUCGAGGGCUACCUGAAAGAAGACUUCCAUUUCACGCCUUACACCACCAUCAGCUACAUCUUGCCCGGGCCCAAGGCGUCAUCCUCCCUCACUCAGCCUAUCGUCUUCAAGUAUCGCCCCUCGGAUCAGGAAGGUGAGGUCAUGAAAGCAGACAGUCGAUUUCCAGAGAGCCUUGCCUCGAAGGCUGCCCCAAGUGGUUCUAAGAGCAAGAAGACAUUGGACGGAGGUUCAAGUUCAAGUUGUACCUCUGUCGAGAAGGUGUCCCAAGGACUAACUACCAAGGCCGGUUUGAAAAGGACUAAAGGAGUAUUUGAUGUGAAGGUCCCGGUUAGUGGUAAAGGACACAUCCCAACAAAGAAACGCAAAGCUGAGGAUUCAUCUGAGGUGAUAGUUAUCCAGUGAAAUGUUAAAGCAAAGUGACCAUUGAAAGGAACUCAUGCCCUUGAAUAAAGCUGUUGAACCUUAGCAGUGUCAAAUGACAAACGUGAAAUUUCCAGUAUGGAUGAAAAUAACAUUAACCUUCAGUUUGUUUCUUUAUAGUAACGACAGCAGUCACUUAAAGAUCGAUCAUAGGGUGUUUUUCCUUUUGACCUUUCUGGUAUUUAUUUACAUGGUGUUAAGUCAAAGCCUUCCUGGUCAGGUACCCAAUAGAAACCACAACAAACGAUUCUGUACAUAAAUGUAGGUGCCUGUCUUCUCAUUCGGUUAUUACUUAUCUACAUUCUGCAUCCCAGAGGGCUCUUCUAGUGAGAAGGACCUUAGACUAGUAGCGAGACUCUCUUCAGUUUUGUUCUUUGAAUUGUUGUAGCAAUAUCAUUUCAUUUUUUUUUCAAGUACUUGUUUUAUCAAGGAUAUCAAAGCCCUUAAACUUAGAGCUGUUUUCCAUGGGAAAAACCAGCUUCAGGUUAUUGUGAUUAUCUCUCAAAACAGCGACAAAUAAAUGGAAGAGGAUUUUACUGUUUCUUAAACUGA
This is a messenger RNA of Acanthaster planci (crown-of-thorns starfish), 2910 nucleotides long. It is a transcript of the gene recql, whose product is annotated as RecQ like helicase. The record is from RefSeq and is a predicted model, not a curated record. Lineage: Eukaryota; Metazoa; Echinodermata; Asteroidea; Valvatida; Acanthasteridae. Gene Ontology annotation, biological process: double-strand break repair via homologous recombination. Gene Ontology annotation, molecular function: ATP binding; nucleic acid binding; 3'-5' DNA helicase activity. Gene Ontology annotation, cellular component: chromosome; cytoplasm.